Messenger RNA from Penaeus indicus, 4180 nucleotides. RefSeq names its product headcase protein-like (gene heca). NCBI's taxonomy places the organism in Eukaryota, Metazoa, Arthropoda, Malacostraca, Decapoda, Penaeidae. The transcript is spliced from 4 exons. The coding region runs from base 119 to 649 and encodes 176 amino acids. The record is from RefSeq and is a predicted model, not a curated record.
AAAAAAAGACCAAAAAAAAAGUCAACAACAAAAAAAAAGGUAAAAAAAAAAAGACCAUUUCAAACUAUCGAUCCAAAGACUAGCGUUUGCUCCUUGUCCGUAUCUUUCUCCCCCGCAGAUGGAGGAUGACGGCCUGCAUGGCAACGAUGACACCCGGUGCUUCAUCCUGUCCACGUUAGCAGGUCAGAGGUCAUCCAGAACGGCCUGCGUGUUGUGCCAUCAGUCGUUGCUGGUGUUCGACCGCUACCCGCUGUUGGAUGGCACUUUCUUCCUCACGCCCAUCCAGCAUGCCAAAUCGGCCGUACCCGUCCGGGUGGAGGGGCGGCAGCAGUACCUGGCGGCGGUGUGCAUGGGCUGCCUCGAGGGCUGGUCCGUGUCCCUCCGCUGCGCCUUCUGCAACGCCAGAUGGAACGGCUCGGCGCUCAUCCUGGGCACCAUGUACUCCUUCGAUAUCUUCGCCGCGAUGCCCUGCUGUGAGAAUAGGUUAAAGUGCAGUCGUUGCGAAGCCAUCGUCAUCCCUCCCGACCAGAGACUGAGUUUUUUCAGUGACUACAGCCGGACCCACGCCUGCCCCUCCUGCGGCCACGUCGACCACCACUUCGUGAAGCCCCUGACGUCCUUCGUGAGGGACGACAGGCAGGCGUGGUAGUGGCUGGCGUCCUCGGCCUUCCCACCACACCCUCCCCUCCCCCGCCCAGCGCUUCAGGCCCGGUGGGACCAGCCUUGGCCGGGGUUAAUGCGCCCAUUACACUCACGUAACACAUACAUCCCUUUGUUUGGCGUUGUCACCUUCAGAAAAGAGUGUGUAUAGUGAACUUACUUUGUCUCUUGGAAUUGAAAGCAAGGACAGGACCGAAAAAAUAAGCAAAGUGAAAACGGACCGGGAAGGAAAAGGGAAGUGGAAGAUAAAUAGAGCAUGCGAAGGAGAGAGAGAGAGAGAGAGAGAGAGAAAAUUAGCGGAAAAAAAAUUAAGAGGAAUGUUAUAUUUUUUAAAAAAAGUAAUUAAUUGAAAUAACGAGAAAGGAAACCGUUAAGACAUGGGCUGACUGGAAAGGGUGUGAGUGUAGUCAGUCAUUUUUCUCCCCUCCCCCCCCACCCAGCCAAAACCAAUCCACACACACACGUACAUUGGUUCUUUGCUGUGUUGAGGAAAGGAAACCGUGUGUGUGUAUUUUUUCAAGAGAAGGAAGAGGACAGAUUUGAUUGUGUUUGUCGGCAUUUGAAGAUCUAUGCAGAGAAGAGAACAGCAAAGAAGAAUAAGAACAAGAACAAGAAGCUGGGUUGGAUAGUUUUUUUGUUUUUUUUUCCUCUUAAAACAUUCCAGAUGAUGGAUGUGUGAAGACCCUUUCUGUCUGUUACACGAGAGGAAGCAGAGGAUGGCAUUCAUGUGGUCGGUGAGGAAGAAGGAAGAUGGAGGGCGGAAGGAGGCGAAGGAGGAGAAGGAGAAGGAGAAGAAAGAAGAGGAAGAGAGAGAGAGAAGUCUCGAGGGAAAAUUUUUUUUUUUAAAAAGUGUGUCUGGGAAGUGUGAAGUCUCUCUCUCAGGAGGCUUUCAUUACGCUGAAAAAAAAUCCAAAGGACCGUGUUAUUAAAGUCUUUUUUUACGGAAAAUAAAAGACUUGAGAAAGACAAUGAGGUGUUGGCGAACGCAGCGGCACUUCUUCAGGUGUUGCUUGUAUGGACGACUUGAUACUGCCGAAGAAGGGAGAAGGAGAGAGAUAGAGAGAAAAGAAAAAAGAAAAGAAAAGGUGUAGAUAAAAACAUUUUAUCUCCUGACGUGUCUUGUGUUUGGAACUAAUGAUACUUUUGAAGUGUUGUUUGUUUUUAUACAGAAAAAAGGAAGAAAUCUUUAAAGAAAACUGAAAAAGUCUGCUGCACAACACCAUGGUUCGAUACCCUACCUGCCAAGGAGAGUGACCUGGGAUCAAAUUCUAGGCCUGUUUCUAGUGUGAUUGGCUCGGAGCGAGAUAGAUGUAAAAAAAUGUACUUAUGUGGACAAUUGGUGUGUUUUUAUACGAGUACAUAUUUUUUUUUUCUUAAAGAAGCCCAGAUUUUAAGGUGUCUGCCGGGGAAAAAUUAAAAAGUAGACAGACUCAAACAAAAAAAAACUACAAAAAAAUACAAAAAAAAAAUUACAGGAACCCAUAUGGAACCGGGGAUACUUUGUCUUUGUAAUGUUUAAUAAGUCCACCAGAAAGACGUGGACGGAUGUAAAUAAUGAUAGAGAAUAGUCGUAUGCUAAUUGUGUGAUCUCCUGUGCUGUAUACAACUUUAUUCCAUAAGUACGAUUUUAAUGUUUCAUCGUAGAGAUAGUCCAUAAAAAAUCCUUGCUGAUAUAGCGCCCGAGACAAACAAACAAACAAAAAAGAUGAACUUACAACCCCGUUUUUUGAAAUUUGUAACGUGGAAAGAAGAAAAAAAGAUAAGCAAAAACAGACAAACAUAUUUGGAAGAUGAUUUAAACAACAACAAUGAUGAUGAUAGUGUGGAUGAAAAAAAAAUAGAAGAAAAAUGGAGGUGAGAUGAAAGGACGAUGGAGAAUAAAUAGAAGAAAGUGUGAAGAAAAAUCGAAGGAAUUAGUGUAAACAUCGACGAAUGGAGGAAGAGGAGGUCGUAGUGAUGAUGCGAGGAAGUGAAGGAGACCAAAGUGAUGCGAGGAAGUGGAGGAGGAGGUGACGAACCGAGGAAGUGGAAGAGAAAUCGGUAAGGAGAGGAAGAGGAGGUCGUGGCGAUGAACGAGGACGUGGAGGAAAAUGCGAAGAAAGAAAAGAAGAGAAGAAAUGGGAAAUAAAAUAAAAAGAAGAGUUAAGCGUUCAGAAAAAAGAAAAAUAUAUAGAAUUGGCGAUUAAUUCCAUCUUGUAUCAUUGACCAAAAAAACAACAACAUAGAAAGGAGAACAACGAUGAAAGGGGAGCUAGAAGAGCGGAUGGUGAAGGAAGGGAGAAAGGAGUGAGAAGGAGAACCAAGAGAACGACAAGAAAUGAGAAACACCGAAGAACGUGGAAGAGGAAGGGAAGAAAAGGAGAAAGGAGAAGAACGCGAACGAGAAUAAGAAAUAGCAAGAGAUUGAAAAAAACAACGAGAAGAAAAAGGGGAGAAUAGAGGAAACGGAAACCAACACCCCCUUCCUCCCCCCACCCCCCUCCCGCCCCUCCAGAAAUGGGGGGGCGGGGCGGACCUCAGACCACGAAACCCGCUCGAAGCCAACGUCCAGACCGACAAAGGUGGAAAAGGGAGCAGAGAAAGUGGCGAAGAACGGAUGAGAGAGAAAAGCGAAGAUCAAGAACCGGAAGAGAAAGAGAGAAGAAAAGAAAAGGUGAAAGAGAAGAUCGAAAAGGAGUCGUGGGAGUGAAUCCAUCCGGUAAGAAAGAAAAGAGAGAAGUGAGAGCGAGAAGGAAAAGAAAACAGAAGAAAGAAGAAAUAAAACCAAGAAAGAACAGAAGAAGAAAGAAGACGGAAGAGAAGGACGAAGGAAGGAGGACCUGGUUUUCAUCACGACCAUCCCCCCUCCCUCAUCCCCACCCCCCCUACUCUCAACCUCCCUCGAGAAACAACCUUUCCUCAAUCAACCUCGUCGGGCGACAGUUGAAGGCAGAGAGAGUCUCCUCCUCCAAACGCGCGGGAAAGGAAGAGAGGAACCUAAAUGCCUGUAAGUUAGUUCAAUGUGCACUCUUUUCUUAAUUUUUUUGUGUAAGAGAGAAAAAAAAAGAAUUUUUAGCCCCCAGGUGGAAAUUGAAACAAUAGCAGCAUUAAAAAAAAAGAAAUAAGAGAUUUUUUUCCCACCCACCCACCCUUCAAAAAAAAAAAAUUAUGGAAUUAUAUAUAUACAAUUAUAUUAUUAAUGAUUACUGAUGCUUCCACUUUUCACGGUGGGUUUAUUGCUUAUGAUGUAGGGAUGAUCAUGGUUUCAAGAUGAUGAUGAGACAUAGGAAAACAACUUUUUAAAUCUCUCCGUAUUGAAUGUGUAAGGUACAUUUUAUAUAUGUAGCUUCAACUUGUACUGUGAGAGUGAUUCUGAUCUUUGCCGCUUUCCGUCUGCUGGCCAGUGUGACAUAGUAAGAAAAAUGUAACAAAAAAAAAAGCCAAAAGUGAAAAAAAGGAUCCAUUUUUUUUCAAAAUUUAAACGCUGCGAAAGAAACUAAAUGUUUAUCAAAUGAUACUUUUUUUUUUUUUUUUUUUUUUU